This is a messenger RNA of Letharia columbiana, 354 nucleotides long. RefSeq lists its product as uncharacterized. The transcript has a single exon. The coding region runs from base 1 to 354 and encodes 117 amino acids. NCBI's taxonomy places the organism in Eukaryota, Fungi, Ascomycota, Lecanoromycetes, Lecanorales, Parmeliaceae. The record is from RefSeq and is a predicted model, not a curated record.
AUGGAAGGUUACUACAGGUGGCGCACAGUCUCUACGAGGCCCUUUAUUCUCUGCGCAGAUCUACUAUCAAUAGACUUUGGCUGGAUCGACGCAAUCUGCAUAAAUCAAGCCGACCUGCAAGAACAGAACCAUCAAGUGGGCCUCAUGAGACACACCUACAAUCGCGCGGCUCUUGUCAUAUGGUGGCUUGGGAAAGAGGACGAGUACACUGCCACCGCAAUCCAAUUCAUCGGCGGGAUCAUCAAGGAGCACGUCUCAGCAGGUGUAAGCUUACAUGCCAGUCCGGAUGCCAUUUGGAUUUUGGAGCAAACAGACCAUGAACGCCAUGAAUCUGCCUCACUUCCCCUCUCAUGA